This is a messenger RNA of Scophthalmus maximus (turbot), 6619 nucleotides long. RefSeq names its product phosphofurin acidic cluster sorting protein 1. Bases 393 to 3134 code for a protein of 913 amino acids. Lineage: Eukaryota; Metazoa; Chordata; Actinopteri; Pleuronectiformes; Scophthalmidae. Gene Ontology annotation, molecular function: transmembrane transporter binding. Gene Ontology annotation, biological process: protein localization to plasma membrane. The record is from RefSeq and is a predicted model, not a curated record. The transcript has 24 exons.
CGAGAGACAUUUCCGCUUCCUGCUUCGACGACCAGCAGCAGCAGGAGCUGGAGCUCCACAGUCUCUCUCACACACACACACACACACACACACACACACGCCGAGUGCAGGCGCAGGGACUAGGGGGAGAGAGAGGACCGAGACAGACGCAGGGGGGAACCGCUGCCUGCCGUCGGCUACUUAAGGGCAACAACCCCCCCCCCCCCCCCGGAACCGACCACCGCGAUGUUUCCACCGCCGGUGCGACGAUAAACGCAGCGACACAGGAGCGUUUCUCACGCAGGAAGACAACAACAACAAGCCUCGACCGGGCGGAGGAAGGAGCAGCAGCCGGGGACCACCAGCACCUCCACCACCGCUGCUCUCCCUCCCCGCCUCCAGCCUCCGGCGGGAUGUCGGAGCGCGGAGGGCUCCCGCGGACCGGCGGCGUCCCCUCGCCGCACAUGCAGCCCUCCAAGCCGGUCAGCAUCACCUCCAACCGGCCGGUCCACAUGAACCUGUACGCCACCUGGGAGGUGGACCGCUCGUCGCCCAGCUGCGUGCCCAGGCUGUUCAACUUGACUCUGAAGAAGCUGAUCAUGCUGAAGGAGCUGGACAAAGACCUCACGUCGGUGGUGAUCGCCGUCAAACUGCAGGGCUCCAAGCGGAUCCUGCGCUCCAACGAGAUCCUGCUGUCGUCGGCGGGGCUGACGGAGACCGACCUGCAGCUCACCUUCUCCCUGCAGUAUCCACACUUCCUGAAGAGGGACGCCAACAAGCUCCAGAUCAUGCUGCAGCGGCGGAAGCGCUACAAGAAUCGCACCAUCCUGGGAUACAAGACGCUGGCGCUGGGCCUCAUCAACAUGGCCGAGGUGAUGCAGCACCCCAGCGAAGGGGCCCAGGUCCUGGGGCUCCACAGCCAGCUGAAGGACGCCUCGGUGCCCGUGGCCGAGGUGCGGGUCUACUCCCUGUCCAGCCAGCCCAUCGACCACGAGGGGCCCAAAGCCAAAAUGUCCGAUCGCUCGCCCGACAUCGACAACUACUCGGAGGAAGAGGAGGAGAGCUACUCGUCGGAGCAGGAGGGCAGCGACGACCCCGUCCAUGGGCAGUAUCUGUUCGACGAGGACGAGGAGGUGAGGAAGAAGAAGCCGAGGCGCAAGCUCGCCUCCAACGCCGCCAUCACCAGACAACCGAACAUCAAGCAGAAGUUUGUCGCCCUGCUGAAGAGGUUUAAAGUCACAGACGAGGUCGGUUUCGGCCUGGAGCACGUGAGCAGGGAGCAGAUCCAGGAGGUGGAGGAGGACCUGGACGAGCUCUACGACAGCCUGGAGAUGUACAACCCCAGCGACAGCGGGCCGGAGAUGGAGGAGACGGACAGCAUCCUCAGCACGCCCAAGCCAAAACUACGGCCGUUCUUCGAGGGAAUGUCUCAGUCCAGCUCGCAGACGGAGAUCGGCAGCCUGAACAGCAAAGGCAGUUUGGGCCGAGACCCGUUCAGCCCGCAGGGGGAGCAGCCUCCGUUGGAGAAGAUGAAAACCUCCCGCAGCCGCAACCUGGAGGAGGCGCUGUCCGAGACGGACACGCUGGAGCUUACGGAUCAGGAGCUCUUCGCCGAGGUGGGCCCCUGCAUCACGGUGUCGGUUGCCGAGAAACCCCGUACGCCCAUGAAGAGCAGCAAGAGUGAAAUGCAGCCCAUGCCGUCGCCAAGGCUGGACGGAGGCCACACGCCCCGACAGAAGCGCAGCAGCACUCCGAUGAAGGAGCGGCAGCUCUCCAAACCGCUGAGCGAGCGCACCAACAGCUCCGACUCGGAGAGGUCGCCGGAGCUGGGACACAGCACGCCGGUCCUGAGGAAGGCGGUGUACGACCAGCUGAACCAGAUCUUGUUGUCGGACUCAGGGCUCCCGGAGAGCCUGAUCCUGGUCAAUGGAACGGACUGGCAGGGGCAGUAUGUGGUGGAGCAGCUCCAGGUGCAGAGGCACCCGGUGGUCUGCACGUGUUCGUCGGCUGAAAUCCAGGCGGUGCUGUCGGCCGUGCUCACCCGCAUCCAGAAGUUCUGUAACUGUAACUCGUCCAUGCCCCGGGUGGUGAAGGUGGCGGCGGUGGGCAGCCAGAGCUACCUGGGGGCCAUCCUGCAGUUCUUCGUCACGCAGCUCGCCAGCAAGACGUCCGACUGGCUCAACCACAUGCGCUUCCUGGUGGUGCCUCUGGGCUCCCAUCCGGUCGCCAAGCACCUGGGCGCCCUCGACAACCGCUACAGCUCCUCCUUCCUGGACGGGCCGUGGCGAGACGUGUUCAGCCGCUCGGAGCCGCCGCAGUCAGGUGCAGAUCAGCUGGAUGUCGCUGGAAGAAUCUCCCAGUACAUCGGCGGAGCCACCGUCACACACCAGCUGCCCAUCGCCGAGGCCAUGCUCACCUGCAAACACAGGACGCGAGAUGAAGACUCGUACCAGAAAUUCAUUCCUUUUAUCGGGGUGGUGAAGGUUGGUCUCAUCGAGUCCGGCUCUUCUCCGACAGGCGACGCGGACGAGGGCGUGGCCGUGAGUCUGGCCGUCCCCUCCACGUCCCCCCCCUCCCACAGCUCCCCCACGGGGAUGAUCAAAGAGGCGGCCACGCCCCCCUCCUCCCCCUCCAUGGGCAGCGUCGGGACGGUGCAGGGGAGCCCCAGCAUGUCUCACGGCGUGGACGCCAUCGGCCUGCAGGUGGACUACUGGCUGGCGUCGCUCGCCGAGAAGCGUCGGGAGGGCGAGCGGCGCGACGCGACCUGCAAGAACACCCUGAAGAGCGCCUUCCGCUCGCUGCAGGUCACCCGGCUGCCGGGCGGCGGCGUGGGCGUGGGCGUGGGCGGCGGCGACCCGCAGGCCCAGGUCAGCACCAUGGCCAUGACGGUGGUCACCAAGGAGAAGAACAAGAAAGUCCCCACCAUCUUCCUGGGGAAGAAGCCCAAGGAGAGGGACGUGGACUCAAAGAGCCAGGUCAUCGAAGGCAUCAGCCGACUCAUCUGCUCCGCCAAGCAGCAGCAGACCAUCCUGAAAGUGUCCAUCGACGGCGCGGAGUGGAACGACGUGAAGUUCUUCCAGCUGGCCGCCCAGUGGCCCACUCACGUCAAGUACCUGCCCGUGGGACUUUUCGGCUACAGCAAGCCCCCCUCCUAGGGGCGAGCGCCCGCCCCCUCUCCGGCUCCUCGGACCCGGACUUGACCUCUGACUCUGCUCGCUCCUGUCGCACCUCCACACGCAGAGCCCCGCCCCCUCCUCUCAGCCCCCAACCUCGAGUGGCCGGACUACUUUUCUUUCUCUCCGUCUUUAAUUUUACAGUCGUCUCUUAUUUCUGUUUUGGGGAAGGAUACGAGGAAGAGGAGGAGGAGGAGGAGGAGGAGGAGGGCGGUGGUGUCGGGGUGCGGCGCUGUUACUGGUCACUUUAAUGCCCCUUUCAGUGCGUGUUUGCGCGCGUGUGUGUGUGUGUGUGCGGCGACACGCCCGAAUGUACAGAGUGCGUGUGCGUGUGUUUACAAAGGGGGCUUUACAGCACAAGUGUAUUAGCUAACUGCCAAUUUUACGUUUCCGUUCUAUGGAAUUCAAUAAGCAUGCGACGACCGACUCGCCGACCUCGAGCCCCUCAAAGUCCGACGCCGCAAACUUUUGACCCCUUCCGACCCGUCGCCUCGACGACCCCCCGAUCCACACGUGCAUGCGCCGAACCAACGGACACACCGCUCACGUGCCGUACACACUGAGUGACAAUGGCAAAAAGGUAGGGGGCUUCCGUGUUGUCGCAUGAGCCAAUGACAACUCCCAACAAAAGUCAUAUUCUACAACACGCCCUUCAAAACAGGCCUUUUUUAAAAAAUGUAUUUAAUUUCAAGGGCUUCUGUAUAACAGUUUAAAAAUACAUUUCGCUGUACCGGCGUCAUUCAUUUGGACAUCUGAUGCCAAAUGUUUCCUUUAAGAAAAAAGAAAAAAAAGUGGAAGUGUUAUUGUGCUCUUGUGAAAAAAGUAGUAAAAUAACCUCUGCUGAUGCUGAUGCGUGGUGCGUAGUGGGUGCACUUUUCCUCCAUCAUCUUUAUCCGCUAUGCACUUAUGAGUACACACGCGUAUUUGCGCGCCCCCCCCCCCCCCCCCCCCGGACAGCAGAUAUGCAACAGGAAGCUGAAAUGUUCAAAGACGCAGCAGCGUUCAUGGGAAUGUGACGGGGAGAGCUUUCCCCCGGAGGAGAGUUCAUGCAACAAGAAACGGGAGUUAAUCACCCGCAAUAAAAGCACAAUGUCGUCGCCACGGCAACUUCACUCUCCUCUAAAAAAAGAUAAAAAUAACAACAACCCCAAUGCUCGGAAACUCCGUCAUAACUUUCAUUUUAAUGGGGGGGGGGGGGGGGGGGGGGGGUUCACUUAAUCUUGGAUCCAGGACCUGCUUCCUGUUUUCUCUAGGAUGUCGUGAGGUGAUUAGUGAGUGUUCAGUAACUGGUGACAAAGUGUGUGUGUGUGUGUGUGUGUGCGGUGAAAUUAAUUUAAUGUGGUCGGAAACCUUAAACUUCAAAUAAAUAAAUCACUAAAUAGGCGAAACACUUUUUUUUCUACCAUCAUGUGAAGGAGGGCGCAUGUGUGCGUGUGUGUGUGUGUGUGUGUGUGUGUGUGUGUGUGUGUGUGUGUGUGUGUGUGUGUGUGUGUGUGUGUGUGUGUGUGUGUGUGUGUGUGUGUGUGUGUGUGUGAGAGAGACUAAUUUGGUUGGAAUGAAUUGAUGGUACAGAUCUAAGAAUGUGUCUGGAUCAAUAAUUGAUCACCUACAUCGUAACACUCUCCACAUCUCCAGUGAAGUAUUAGCAACAUAUAUUUUUGAAUAGUGUGUUGUUGUUUUUUCUGGAUUGAUUGAUUGAUAAUGAAUAUUGCUCCCUGUCCCGUGUCGAUAUGACAGUGUUAACAGUUGUCAGUACUUGUCUCCGACUGGGCUCGUCUCCUGCCACACGAGCUUUCAGAAGCUCGUCUGGUCUUGAUUUAUUUAUUUUAAUAUCCCCUCCCCCCUUCAAAUAUUUGAAUGUAUCGAAUUCGGUGUACAUUUUGCCGUCUUUGCAAUCUUUGUGAACGACAGAUUUCUUAGGAUAUGCGUCGCUGUGAUACCAUGAGUUGUUGCUGAUUGGCCCGAAAACAGACAGAUUGUUCUCCAGAAAUUAACCGUUGCUCCGCCCCCGGGGGGUUUUCUCCAACUUUUACAACAACAAACAAAAAAAAAGGAUCAGAGCUGCCAGUGGGCCCUUGAGCGCGGCGCCGUCGACAGCCGCAGAGACCGACUUUGACUGGGCCUUGUGGUCAUUGUGCAACCUCUUGAAUAACUUGUAAAAGAUAUUUAUAAUUUGCCACUGAUGACGGUAUUAAUGUCGAUGAAUAUUAUGCUAUAGAGGGGGGGAAAAACGUUUCCGUUGCCACGUUUUGAGACCAGAUUUCCACGUAACAUCCCCUUUGGUUAGCGUGGAAUAUGUCCCCCAUCUUGUUUUUAAAGCUGCACGCCUCGAUGUUGUCCACUCGUAGUGACGAACCGGCGCAGAGUUACCCCCCCGACUCCCCCGUUUCCCCUCAGCGUCCCAGCGUGAGUUUAGCCCCUUUCAGCUCUUUGUUUUGGUGAACCGCGAACAGCAGACCAACCUUCAAUAAGGUGGCAACCUCUUGGGCUUUUCCCUCACGUUCUACUUUACGGAUUUGCCCCUUUCUGCUUUCACUCGCUCACUGGUUGGACCCGAAGUUAAAACCUUGAGAUAUUCCACGCACAAAAAUCACUGGCAAACGUUAAAUGUGGUGAUUCCCGAUGGAUCUGUGGGGUUUUCUACGCGGCGCUGAUAACUUAAAAAAAAACAACAACAAAGUGAACCUUGUUCUUUAAGUCGUCGUUUUCAAUGUUGUUUGGAGGAACGGGAGGAAAAAAACAAAAAAGAACUCCGGCUGUUCAGUAAUCUUGAACUCGUUCCCGUGUGUCUUUUUUAAAUCCCGUACUUCCGUCUGUACCCGUGUGCGUGUUCGUGACGCUGUGUCGGUGGUUCCUCUGGGUUUUUGAAAAAAAAUAGGGAACCGUUCGGUCCAGUGGAAUAAUCUGUUUGUCGGUGAUCAGCGGUGUCUUUAUUCUCUCCACCGUUCCUCAGAAACAUCUCUGUGUGUGGGUGUUGAUGAGGUCGUCGUCGUCGUCGUCGUCGUCGUCGUCUUCGUCUUCGCCAGGCUUCCACAAGCUUAGCCGUCUGAAUAUGACAUAUUGUUCCCCCAUUCCCUCACAGCUUGUACAUUUGCUGUCACGGCCUCCAUGGGAAUGGGACUUUGCAAAACCCCUUGCCCGGCGGGGAGCGUCCCCCCGAGCUCGGUGGGCUUGUGGAGAGAAUUUUUUUGCACAAAGCCUUUUGUUUUCUUCAGCAGCUUAUUUGCCUUUUUGCCUAUAACAAUAACUAUAUCAGACAAACUAUAUUGCGUGUACAUAUCUGAUAGCACUUGUUGUAUUGUAUUCCAGUUUUUGUUUUUGUUUUUAGUUUUUCUUAAUUUCACAUGUUUUGUAUGGUUCGGCUUUUUCAUGAUUACGUCUGUCGAUCAAAACCGGCGUGGGAUGGAAAGUGAGAAGUGUCCAUUGUUUUGUUUGUUUUUUUAAAUAAAGAUAUUCCUGAUUUGUAA